AUGCAAGGCCUUAACCGUGUCAAGACAGUACUCGACAAGGGUCAGCUCGCUUUGGGCGUGUGGCAGCUAUUGCCCGGCAGCAACAUGUCGCGUACUCUCGCACGAGCUGGAUAUGACUGGGUUUUGGUGGACUGCGAGCACGGAAACAUCGACGAUGCUGCGAUGCAUGAAGCCGUGCCCGCCAUAACGUCAUAUGGAGUGAGCCCGAUCGUGCGGGUUCCGGACUUCCAGUCCUGGAUGAUCAAACGUGCCUUGGAUGCAGGUGCGCACGGCGUUCUAGCACCCCUUGUGCGGACAGUGGAAGACACCAAGGCGUUCGUUGAAGCCUGUCAAUUCCCUCCACAGGGCAAGCGAGGCUUUGGCUCGCCCUUCCCAAUGGAUCGGUUUGGUCGCAAUGUAUCAGCUGCGCAGUACCUCACUGAGGCCAACGCUAAUUUACUGCUCGCUGUUCAAAUCGAGACAAAGGAAGCAUUCGAUAAUGUGGACGCCAUUGCUGCCGUCGAUGGACUUGACGUAUUGUUCGUCGGACCGUUCGAUUUGGGCAAUGGAAUUGGCCAUCCCGUUCUAGGCGCGACAUUUGCACCCGAAUUGGAGCAGGCUAUUGAGACCAUCAUGAAGGCUGCGCAUAAUGCGGGUAAGAAGGCCGGAAUUUAUUGUGGAAACGGAAAGCAGGCGAAGCAGUACGCCGACUUGGGUUAUGAUUUAGUGAAUGUUGUGACAGAUGUUGGGGCUCUGACAAGCUCGCUGGCGAGUGAGAUGGAGAUUGUGACCCAGAAGGCAGGGAAGACAGCCUCUGGCCCAUAUGGUAGCUAA
Messenger RNA from Penicillium olsonii, 813 nucleotides. Lineage: Eukaryota; Fungi; Ascomycota; Eurotiomycetes; Eurotiales; Aspergillaceae. The record is from the annotation of a GenBank genome assembly.